Molecule: messenger RNA, 3634 nt
Organism: Acanthopagrus latus (yellowfin seabream)
Lineage: Eukaryota; Metazoa; Chordata; Actinopteri; Spariformes; Sparidae
Product: phosphatidylinositol transfer protein beta isoform-like
Exons: 12
Coding region: 16-1005 (329 amino acids)
Biological process (GO): phospholipid transport
Cellular component (GO): cytoplasm
Molecular function (GO): phosphatidylinositol transfer activity; phosphatidylcholine binding; phosphatidylcholine intramembrane carrier activity
Source: RefSeq, a predicted model, not a curated record
GUUAGGCAGGGCAGUAUGGUCGCUGGCUGGACACUCGUGAAAACUUUUCCUGCUGUGCGGUGUCUGUGUCAGACACACGAGGGAUGGGUGGGAUUGCUCAGGAACGUCUCUGGCCUACCAGCUCUGACAGCGGCGCGGCACUGUGACAGCUGCCGUUGUUACUCCCGUCUGUUCUUAUCCAGAGGUCGGCUUUUAAACACUCCAGGUUGUGGUUUGUGUCGUGUGGUUUUACCCUGUACUGUCGAGGAGUAUCAAGUGGGCCAGCUGUUCUCAGUGGCUGAAGCAAGUAAAAAUGAGACGGGUGGUGGUGAUGGCAUCGAGGUGCUGGUGAACGAGCCCUACGAAAAAGAUGGCGAAAAAGGACAGUACACGCACAAGAUCUACCACAUAGCAAAUAAGGUCCCAGGGUUUUUAAGACGACUAGCUCCUGCAAAUGCCCUUGAAUUCCAUGAAAAAGCCUGGAAUGCCUAUCCUUACUGCAGAACCAUUGUGACGAACGAGUACAUGAAAGACAAUUUCAUUAUUAAAAUUGAGACAUGGCACAAACCGGACCUCGGAACAAUAGAAAAUGUGCACAAGUUGGACAGCUACACGUGGAAGGAUGUAACUGUUGUGCCCAUUGACAUUGCAGACAGAAGUCAAGUGUCCGCCGCUGACUACAAGGAAUCUGAGGACCCUGCUUGUUUCAAGUCGACUAAGACCUGCAGAGGACCCCUGGGGCCCAACUGGAAGAAAGAGCUGGUGAACUCCCAGAACAGAAUGUGUGCCUACAAGCUGGUCACAGUCAACUUCAAGUGGUGGGGCCUGCAGAAAAGAGUGGAGAACCUCAUCCAUGAGCAAGAAAAGAGGAUCUUCACUAACUUCCACCGCCAGCUCUUCUGUACGAUUGAUAAGUGGGUGGAUCUGACGAUGGAUGAUAUCCGGCGGAUGGAGGAGGAGACACAGAAGGAGCUUGCUGAUAUGCGUAGAAAGGGCUCUUUGCAAGGUACAAAGGCUUCAGACUAGUAGCCAGGCCAGCUGUAGGCCUGGGUCUUGCUGUCUUCGUGAAAAGGGUAAUUUACGAGGAACCAGCGCCGCAGACGCAUGAAAAGGCAAAGGAUUUUAAACACCCACGAUGACAGCAGCGAUGGAGACGAAGAGGGCUCCUUUGGUGCCAUUUUUACCUGAACUUCUGGAGAGAUAAGAGGAGCUUCUCGCAGUAGACUUUUUUUUUUUUUUUUCUCUUACAAAAGCAAAAUUAAUUGGCUUGAUUCCACGGUGGCAGGUGUUGGACCAAAAUAUGUCCUCUUUAUUAUUUUGAUUUCCCUUUCUUUAUUAUCCCCAAAACAUUCCUCUCAAGAUGCCCCUUCUGACCUCCCUUUGUGUCCUCCUCAGUUUUAACUGUAUACACUGAGGCUAUGUGGUUUGCAUUCCCCAGCAUGAGUCUGUCUGUUUGUCAUACUCAUGUUCCUUCCUGCCACAGCCUCCAUUAUGAGAUUACUAACACCCUUUGGCGCCUUGGCCCAUUGUAAUCCUUCCCCCUCGCCCCCACUUUACCCAAAGCACUGCAUCUUAUUAACACUGACAAUCAUGCCCGCACAGGUAUUCACUCUCACUCAUACAGAUUUAAUAGAAAGCCACACGCGCAUGCAUGUGCCAUAUAUACAUCAUGGAUGUGAGGACAAACGUGAAAUCACCCUCACAGGUACACACACACACACACACUCACAGGUGUGGAUGCCUUUGUAGUGACUGAUCCUUUUUAAAAGCUGAAGCUGGGCAGAUCCAUGCAAGCCUGCUCAGUUAAAGGAUGUUACUUUGGAAGUGUUUACAGCUCACAGAUUUGCUUUUUUUUUUUCUUUUUUUUUUAACCCACACACUGCCUAUUCUACAGACAUUCACACAUAACAUACAACACAGCAUUCACCUCCCCAACAGAUGUCCCCAGAGAAAAACUGCACUGAAAAACAGCCACAGAUGGUGCUACACCCCUCCAGCCUCUGUCACAAGCCAAACUGCACCGCACUGCUCGCCCCACCUCACCCAGCCCACCCCGGAGGUCUGUCUCACUCAUCUGGGUCUCUGAGGGAGGCCGUUUCUGAAAGGCCUCUUCUUCUGCAUCAUUCUAGGUGUUGUUAUAGAUUAUUAGCAGCCUUACCAGUGCCCAGUCAACACCAGCACCGCACAUUGCGCGCCUUAAUCUCUGGGAUUAUUAUUAUUAUUAUUAUUAUUAUUAUUAUUAUUAUUAUUAUUAUUAUUAUUAUUAUUAUUAUUAUUAUUAUUAUUAUUAUUCCUCUGUGGCCUGCUAUUGCUCUAGCUACCUCCUGUGUUUCUGACUGGCAGUUUUCCUGACACCUUUUAAAAGGUUAGCACUAGCUGUUACUUACUAGUUGUUAGGAGUAAAUCAUGACAGACAUAGCUUUAUAAGGAAAGUCUUUUUUUUCCCUUUUUUUUUUUUCCCCCUCUCUGUGUUUCCCGAUAUGUGUCACACACCUGAACAAGUGCAAUUCCUUCAGCAAGCAAAAAUGUGUACGCUUCAGCCAGAACAGCCUGAAUACAGUUGUUCCUGCAAAGGGCUGCAGAUGUGCAUCUUUUCCUCAGAUAAGCUGCUGAGGGAUAUGCCAUAUUAUAGACUUUUCAACUCCAUAAAGCACUUUUCUCACUUCAGAAUCAUGUGGCUUUGGACUUCAGUGUUACUCACUGCUGUUACAUGCAUAUAUAGUACAGGUUAUUUUUCUCAUUUGAUCUUCACUGGUGGUCUUUGUUUUUUGUGUUUUUUGUUUGUUUUUUUGUGGCGUCUUUAAAUUAAUUUGUGCAAGUGGAAUUGGGUUUAUUUUUAGAGAUCUGUUCUCAUUUCAAGAUAUGGAUGUAAUCAAAUUUCUGGGGUCAAAGAUCCUGAUGUUUUUAUUCUCUGUAAACUGUAUGAGGGAAUGUGAUCACUUCCUCAGUAAUAGGUUAUUGGCUUGUCCAAAGAGUCUGAGUGGAUUUCUGAUGUGUUUACAUGGAUUUAGCAAUGGUCAUCUAGGAACAUUUUUGAGGCAAUAUUUCUCAUGAUGAAAAGAAAAAAAACAAUUCUUCUCAGGUGAACAAUACAACACGAGGAUCUUUGUAAUGUUGUUAGUCAUCAGUUGCCCCAAGCGGUUAACGUUUCCCCCAUACUGUAUCUUCUGUGGGGAAAUAUGGUAAUACAGUUAUUACGCGAUGGGAAGUGGUUGUAAUGUAACCUGAUCUGAUGUAUCGCAGUGUGUGUGUGUAUAUAUAAGACAACCAGUUGGUGUACUGUACUGGGUUUGUAUGCUUAAGAAUGACAAUUCAAUCUUCAGUGUGAUUGAUGUUUCCGAGUCUGUCAUAAUGACUCCUGCUGUCUGUUGGAUAGAGGACUGAGUGGCUAAAGAGAAUCAAUGGUUUACCGUCUGUCAAGACAAAGAUAUGUGGGAGAGGACGUAUUCACAAAGAAACUGUACUGUCUUAUCCUAAUUUAAUUUAAUUUCUGAACAGCUUUGCUUUUAAAAUGUUGCUGAUCAGCUUUUGAAAUUCAGGGGACAUGGUAGUGAAUGUAUGACAUCUUGUGCCUUUUCUUUCUGUAGGUCUUUCUGUGUGCCUUAUGUCUACAUAUUGUAUCUAAAUAUCAAAUAAAUUUUCAUCUGGAAAGUAA